This is a messenger RNA of Cryptomeria japonica (Japanese cedar), 1754 nucleotides long. RefSeq names its product oxygen-dependent coproporphyrinogen-III oxidase, chloroplastic. Lineage: Eukaryota; Viridiplantae; Streptophyta; Pinopsida; Cupressales; Cupressaceae. Gene Ontology annotation, cellular component: chloroplast stroma; cytoplasm. The transcript has 8 exons. The record is from RefSeq and is a predicted model, not a curated record. The coding region runs from base 236 to 1375 and encodes 379 amino acids. Gene Ontology annotation, molecular function: coproporphyrinogen oxidase activity.
AAGCAGUUUGCAACCUGUGUCCUGAAGAUAGGGAGAGUGUCAGGACUGUCGAACAAAACCUUGAAUGGCAUUCUAACCAUGGGCUUAUCCGCACCUGGAUUGGAUACACAGAUAUGAUCAUUCCUACCGACUGAAACCGGGUUCUCCCAACACAGAUAAAUCCUAGUGUUGACCAAGCUCAUUGGAGUAGCUCUAGAUUCAACUUCCUUGAAUUGAUCGCUGCUUAUUUUCCCAAAUGUCGAGCGCCUUAGCCAUUUCUGCACGGUUUUACCCCUCAAAUUGCUUGUGUUCAAAUCAAAGGAGGGGUAGCAGGCGCAAUUUAAGGUUUGUAGGCAGCAACAUUUGUGUGAAGGCAACUGCAAUCGAGAAAGAGUCGGCCAUGGCGGAAAAACCAGAAACUUUUCUGCGCGAGACCGAAGAGUGGGGCGUUUCUGUGCGAGCGCGUUUCGAGAAGACGAUAAGAAAAGCGCAGGAUGAGGUGUGCAGCGCGGUGGAGGCAGUGGACGGAACGAAGUUCAGGGAGGACGUGUGGUCGAGGCCCGGUGGCGGCGGCGGCAUCAGCCGCGUGCUACAGGACGGCAAUGUCUGGGAGAAGGCUGGGGUUAAUGUCUCUGUCGUCUAUGGAAACAUGCCCCCUGAAGCCUAUCGCGCCGCCAAUCCCGGUAAAGCCAAUGCCAAUGCCAAUGCCAGUUCCAACGAAUUGUCCGCAAUUCCUUUCUUCGCCGCUGGAAUUAGCUCGGUAAUGCAUCCAAAAAAUCCUUUUGCUCCAACUGUGCAUUUCAAUUAUCGUUAUUUUGAGACUGAUGCUCCUAAAGAUGCAGAUGGAGCUCCUAGGAAAUGGUGGUUUGGUGGAGGUACUGACUUAACUCCAUCUUAUGUAUUUGAGGAGGAUGUCCGCCACUUUCACACGGUUCAAAAACAAGCAUGUGACAAGUAUGAUCUAACUUUCUAUCCAAAAUUCAAAAAGUGGUGCGAUGAUUACUUUCUUAUUAAGCAUCGUGGUGAAAGACGUGGACUUGGAGGAAUAUUUUUUGACGAUCUGAAUGAUCAGGGUCAAGAGUUUUUAUUUGCGUUUACAAGAGAGUGUAUGAACUCUGUAGUUCCAGCAUACAUACCAAUAAUAGAAAAGCGUAAGGGUAUGCCAUUCACAGAAAAGCAUAAGUCAUGGCAACAGCUGAGAAGAGGUCGUUAUGUUGAGUUCAACUUGGUUUAUGAUAGGGGCACUACAUUUGGACUUAAGACAGGAGGGCGCAUAGAAAGUAUCUUGAUGUCUUUGCCUUUGACUGCGCGGUGGGAGUAUGACCAUCAACCUGAAGAGAAUAGUGAUGAAUGGAAAUUGCUGGAUGCCUGCAUCAAUCCAAAGGAGUGGCUGUAAAUAUUAAUGCUCUCAUUUUUAGAGACUAGGAUAGAAUAGAUUAUUUGUUUUUACCAACUAGAGGCAGAAUUAUUGACAUGGGCAAAGGCCAGUUUUGUGCCUAGAUUAAUGGAGUAUAAAGGGUAUUGCAGAUAGAGAACUUCAGCCGUGUGAUUCAAAGAUGAUUCUUCUCUCUAAGAUAUCCUAUGCUUCAUUUGAGUUUUUAUCCCUAUGUCAUUAUUAAGAGUUAUCAAUUCCAAAUGAAAAGUUGUAUUGUAUACUGAAGAAGUAAUUGUGUUAUAUAUCAAAUCUGGAAUAAAGUUUCUACUAUCCACUGAAGAAGCAUACACUAAUUGUAUUAUUUAUCAAAUUCCGAAUAAAGUGUUGUACUUCUACAGUA